Messenger RNA from Saccostrea cuccullata (small rock oyster), 1169 nucleotides. RefSeq names its product transforming growth factor-beta-induced protein ig-h3-like. Bases 75 to 983 code for a protein of 302 amino acids. The record is from RefSeq and is a predicted model, not a curated record. The transcript is spliced from 6 exons. NCBI's taxonomy places the organism in Eukaryota, Metazoa, Mollusca, Bivalvia, Ostreida, Ostreidae.
GUGACCUUAAUCUCUCCGGUUCUCGUCUGGUUUUAACCAAAAGCUGUCACAUUCUUUCUUAGCACAUUUCUGGGAUGAGGUUCCUCUUUAUUUUCCCCCUGUUGGGUCUGACCCUGGGACAGGAUCCCACAGCCCUGGUUAACCUGGUGGAUACCUUGAAGACCAGUUCACUGGAGUCUAUACUGGUGGACCUUAUAGAUGCUGCGGGACUGACGGAGGCUCUUUCACAAGGAGGUCCUUUCACUAUAUUUGCUCCUGACAACCACGCAUUCAAUUUACUUGGCAAUGAUACACUGAACAGUUUGAAAGCCGAUCCUGCCAAACUGGCUGACAUUUUGAAAUACCACGUUGUUAGCGGCUUAUACCAUGUUAAGCCUGAUCUGCUCGUAAACGAACUCAUGCUGGACAGUCUAAAGGGAGAUAAGCUCCGAGUCAACUAUUACUAUGCUGCUCGUCACACACUUACAGUCGAAGGAGCCCGUAUUACUUACCCCGACAAGAUGGCUUCCAAUGGUAUCAUCCACCGAAUCGAGAAGGUGCUGAUGCCACCAGUUGGAAACAUCGUUGAGGUUUUGACUCAGGAUGGAUCUUUUAACACUCUUAUUGCUGCUGCCAAGGCAGCUGGUCUCGUUGAGGCUCUAGGUGAUGGACCAAUCACUCUAAUGGCACCAACUGAUGCAGCUUUCAACAGACUUGGCAACGACACAGUGAACAAACUGCUACAAAACCCUAAGCUUUUAGGAGAUGUGUUGAAAUACCACAUUUUACAUGGCACCCUCUACUCCAAGGGAAUGCACUCUGGUAGCUUCCACACCCUGGAAGAGGCUGACAGACUCAGAAUUUAUCAAUCAUUCUUCGGUUCAGUGAUAGUAGGCGGUCACCGUGUCACCAAACCCGACAUGAGUGCAACCAAUGGCGUCGUCCACAAGCUUGACUAUGUUCUCGUCCCUAGUUCACUCAGUACUCAAAUAAAAAAUCUGUAAUUUUUUUUUGUUUUAAUAAAACUUAUGCCUAGGUCACAUUUAAGACGAUGGUCGGGCGACUAAAUUUUUCUGGUCUUGUCGGCUGAAAGAACAUGAUCGGCCGACACAGUAUCGGGCGACACGGAGCAGUCACAUUAUUUCCUAGGGACACCGAUGACUUGGAUAAAUAACACAAACAAUCUUUUU